AUGCAAUCCUCACUUCACAUUGCAGCAAUAAAUAAUGCAAUUGAUGUCGCCGCACUUCUUAUUUCAAAUGGAGCAGAAAUCAAUGCUAAGGAUUACAAUGGGAAAACAGCUCUUCAUUUUGCAGUAUUAAUGAAUAAUCAAGAUAUAGUUGAGAUGCUUAUUUCAAAUGGAGCAGAUGUCAAUUCGAUUGAUAUCGAAGGAAAUUCCGUUCUUCUUUUCGCUGUUCUAAACAAUAGAAAAGAGAUAGCAAGGAUUCUAAUUUCAAAUGGUGCAGAUAUCAAUGCAAAAGACAAUGAUGGAAAGGCUGCUCUUCAUUACUCAGUAUUAAAUAAGUAUCAAGAUAUGACUGAGUUCCUUGCUUUAUACAAUGCAGAUAUUAAUAUCAGAGACAAAUAUGGAAAAUCUGCUCUUCAUUUUGCAACAGAAAAAAACUUGAAGGAAAUUGUAGAAAUUUUAACAACUUAUGGUGCAGAUAUCAACGCAAAAGAUGUUAACGGAGAUAGUGUCCUUCAUUAUUCAAUCAUUACGAAAAAUAAAGACAUUACAUUAUUUCUACUUUCAAAUGGAGCAGAAAUAAAUGCGAAAGAUAAUUAUAUGAAAACACCCCUUCAUUAUGCAACUGAUAAUAAUUUUAAAGAAUUAACAGAAAUGCUUAUUUCCCAUGGAGCAGAUAUUAAUGCAAAAGAUAAUUAUUUAAAAACGCCUCUUCAUUAUGCAAUAUAUCAUAAUUUUAAACAAUUAGCCGAUAUUCUUAUUUCGCAUGGAGCAGAUAUCAAUGCACACAAUUUUGAUGGAAAAUCUAUCCUUAUGUAUGCAAUCAUCCAAAAUUGUAUUGAAAUAGCUAAACUUCUUAUUUCAAAUGGCACCGAUAUCAAUGUGAAGGAUAAUAAUGGAUUAACAACUCUUCAUAUUGCCAUCGAAAAGAAAAAUAAUGAAUUGACAGAUUUACUGGUCUUGCAUGGAUCAGAUAUCAAUGCAAAAGAGAAUAAAGGACGAACAGCGCUUCAUUAUGUUACAAUAAAAAAGAAUCAAGAAAUAGUCGAACUUCUUGUCUCAUAUGGAGCAGAUGUUAAUGUAAAGGAUAACAUCGGUUACACUGCUCUACAUUAUGCGACAGCGUUAAAUUUAAUUAAUAUUGCAGAUUUUCUCAUAUCUCAUGGAGCUGAAAUCAGCUCAAUUGAUAAGAACUAG
Messenger RNA from Trichomonas vaginalis G3, 1191 nucleotides. Its product is annotated as ankyrin repeat-containing protein DDB G0279043 family. Bases 1 to 1191 code for a protein of 396 amino acids. The record is from RefSeq and is a predicted model, not a curated record. Gene Ontology annotation, molecular function: protein binding. NCBI's taxonomy places the organism in Eukaryota, Parabasalia, Trichomonadida, Trichomonadidae. The transcript has a single exon.